Messenger RNA from Fusarium keratoplasticum, 2229 nucleotides. Its product is annotated as TFIID-20kDa domain-containing protein. The transcript has 2 exons. Bases 1 to 2229 code for a protein of 742 amino acids. Gene Ontology annotation, cellular component: SAGA complex; transcription factor TFIID complex; SLIK (SAGA-like) complex. Gene Ontology annotation, biological process: RNA polymerase II preinitiation complex assembly; DNA-templated transcription initiation. The record is from RefSeq and is a predicted model, not a curated record. Lineage: Eukaryota; Fungi; Ascomycota; Sordariomycetes; Hypocreales; Nectriaceae. Gene Ontology annotation, molecular function: TBP-class protein binding; DNA binding; protein heterodimerization activity.
AUGAACCCCCAGAUGGGCCAGCAAGGCCAACAGCCUCAGGGCCAGCAGCCCCAGGGACAGCCGCCGCCCAUGUAUAAGCCGGCCCAGAUUCGAAACCUUCCCACACUUAGCGACGAGGAGAAGUCCAAAUACGAGCAGGGCCUCCAAGGUCUAUGGAACAAGGCCGAGGGUUCACCUCCAAACAGCCCGGAGAAUAUCGCCGCGCGACAGAAGAUCAUCGAGUUCUCUAAGAAAUUGAUCACCAAGAUCCAACAGCGCCGGGCCGCACAGCAUCGUAUGCAGAUGCAGUUGCAGCAGCAGCAGCAGCAGCAAGGUCAAACCCAGCAGCAACCUCAAGGUCAGAAUGCGCAACAGCAGCCUCGUCCUCAGGGAGUGCAGCAGGCGGCUGCCGGACAAGCGACACCUCAGUCACAACCUCAACAACAAGCAAUGGGCGCCGCCGUAGCCCCAGCCGCCAACGCCAGCGCGCCGACACCGAAUCCUCAAGCUGCCGCGACCGCCGCAACCACUACUCAGCCGAUACCGAUCCCCGAGCACAUCAUGAGCCAUGUCAACAAGAUGAACUUCCAGGCUCCGGCACAGCUGGCCGAGAGGUCUGGAGCCAGCGCUACUAGGUGGGUUGAGGAGAUUAAGGAGCGAUACGGUCGCGCCCUUAUGACGAUGGAGAGCAGCAAGCAGCGGGUGGCGCAGAUUGAUAAAAUCAUCAACGACCGAAAUCAGGCCGGAAAUCCCUUCAGCGAAGAGGAGAUGAGGCAACUACAAAUUCGGAAAGAGCGCCAGCUCAAGUCACACGCCGACGCCCAUAAGUGGGUUGACAGUGUUCGCAAGCAGCAGACCAACCUCCAAGGUUCUAUCCAGGCACAGGCAGCCACUCCUGCCCAACAAGCUGGUCAACAAGCUGCUGCUGCUGCCCAGGCUCAGGCUCAGGCUCAGACACAGGCUACCGCACAAGCACAAGCGCACGCACAAGCUCAGGCACAAGCACAGGCUCAGGCUCAGGCUCAGGCGCAGGCUCAGGCGCAAGCAGCACAAAACCAAGCGCGGGCAGGUCAGGCCCAAGCCAAUCCGCAGAACAACGCGCAGACCACGGCUGCGCCUGUGAACGCGGCUAUUGAGGCUGCCAAGCAUCAAAUAGCGGCUGGUCGCGCUUCUCCUGUCAAUGGAACGCCAGGUGCUGCGCCAGCACAACAACAGGUGCGCCCAGCACAAGGAACUCCUCAGCCAGCCCAACAACAGCUGCCGCCUCAGCAACAACCGCAACAGCAGCAACAACAGCCAGCACCACCUCAGCCUCAACCUCAGGUCAAGCAAGAACCCCAUACCGCCCCUGCAAAUCCCUCGAUGGUCGCCGCAGCGAGUCAAAGCCAAACUGGGACUCCUACCCAGAACACCCCCCGAAUCCCUACGCCUCAGAAUGCGGCGGCGGCAGCGGCAGCGGCCGCCGCUCCUGUUACGGCUGGAGGACCGACCCGGGCGCUCAGUCAUUCGGCUGCCAUGAGUCUCGCAAACCAGCGAGCUGCCAGCACUCCCGGCAGUGCCCAAGUGCCUGGUCAGCCUGCCAGUGCUGGGACACCGACACCCGGAAGUGCAGUGAAUCAGGGUGUGAUGGGGCCUAACGUACCGCAACAGCCACAACAAGGUCACCCUCACGCCCAUCCACCACAACCUCAGCAAACACCGAUGCAGUCUAAAAUGCCUAUCCCCAAGGUGCUCCCUGAGAAGGCCGUGGCCGUGCCUCAGGGAGUCGCAGUCGGAGGAGGUGUCAACACCGGGCGGCCUACAAUGUCACAGGGAAGUGGCACGCUCGGCGGAGUUAUGAAUCAACCGGCCAUGUCUAGAGUCCCAGCCUACAACCACGAGGCCGAGGGUGACCAUGUUUUGAGCAAGAAGAAAUUGGAUGAGCUUGUUCGACAAGUUUGCGGAGGCUCUGCCGAGGGUCAGGAUGGAAACCUGCUCACCCCCGAGGUAGAAGAGAACGUUUUGAACAUGGCAGACUCAUUUGUGGACAGUGUCCUCCAUGCGGCGUGCCGAAACUCGAAGGAGCGUGGGUCUAAGGUACUCGAGAUUCGAGAUAUCCAGCUCGUGCUGGAGCGCACAUACAACAUCCGUGUGCCUGGGUACUCGUCCGAUGAGCUGCGUACCGUCCGGAAGAUUCAGCCAUCAACAGGUUGGAUUGCGAAGAUGAGUGCCGUCCAGGCGGCCAAGGUCAUGCCGGGCAAGGGUGAAUGA